Messenger RNA from Rotaria sp. Silwood1, 1779 nucleotides. The record is from the annotation of a GenBank genome assembly. Lineage: Eukaryota; Metazoa; Rotifera; Eurotatoria; Philodinida; Philodinidae.
AUGAAAGAAGCACGCUUGUUUAUUUUUUUAAAUAUUUUUGUCACACUUUAUCUGAAUUCGUGUCAGCAAGAUGUUCAAAGUGAUACAUGGGUAGCCGUCGAUGGUCUCGGACGAGUACUACCAAAUGUAACACAAGUUGGACCACCACGUGUUAAUCGUACAGUUGGAAUUUUCUAUUUUUUAACUUUGGGCAAUGAUGGAGUAUCAAAUGGACCGUAUGAUGUAUCGAAAAUUCUUAAGGCACAUCCUGAAGCUCUUUACGAUCUUAAUAAUCCUUAUUGGGGACCACUUUAUACUUCUCAUCAUUGGGGUGAAAGUCUUUUUGGUUAUUAUGUUAUUGAUGAUGAUUUUAUUCUUCGUAAACAUGCAUCAAUGAUUGUUAAUGCUGGUAUUGAUGUUAUUAUUUUUGAUGUUUCAAAUGCUGUAACCUAUCGAAAUAGUUAUCAAAAGCUUUGCUCUAUUUAUAGUGAUAUUCGAAUGAAGGGUGGACGAACACCACAUAUUGCUUUUCUUUGUCCAUUUGGUAAUCCUGGAGAUAUUGGAAGAAAAACAACACGAGCGUUGUAUGAUGAUUUGUAUGCUAAUGGAUCAUAUUCUGAUCUUUGGUUUCGAUGGAAAGGCAAACCAUUGAUGUUAGCCGAUCCAGAAUAUGUUGACGAUGAUAUUCGGCAAUUUUUUACUCUGCGUCGUAAUAUUGCACCUUACAAUCAAGGACCAACAGGACCUGAUCAAUGGGCAUGGCUGGAAAUUUAUCCUCAACAUGUGUAUCCGAACAGUGAUGGUGAGAAAGAAGAGGUUGCUGUUGGCGUUGCCCAGAAUUAUAAUACAAUACAAUACAAUAGCACUGCACCGAUGAGUUGGCCAGGUGCUUUUGGUCGUAGCUAUCACAAUAGUACUAUGGAUAAUCGAACUGAUGCAGUUAAUUGGGGAUUGAAUUUUGCUGAACAAUGGGAACGUGCAUUAGAAAUCGAUCCUUUAUUUAUCUUUGUUACCGGAUGGAAUGAGUGGACGGCAGGUAAAUAUGAUACAUGGAGUCGAUGGACUUGGCCACCAGUAAUAUUCGUGGAUGAAUUCAUACAAGAAUUUAGUCGAGAUAUUGAACCUAUGAAUGGAGGUCAUGGUGACAAUUAUUAUUAUCAAUUAGUCGAUUAUGUUCGACGCUAUAAAGGAGUUCACCCAUUAACUCCUAUAAAACCAAGUCCCAUUGUAAUUGAUGGUAAUUUCGACGACUGGAAGCCUGUACAACCAAGUUUUAAAACAGACCCAGGAACACCUGUAUGGCGUGAUUAUCGUGGAUAUGGAAAAGCAGGCCCUUAUGUUAAUCAUACUGGUAGAAAUGAUAUUGUUGAAACUAAGGUGAGUUAUAACGAAGAUGACAUUUAUUUCUAUGUACGUACCAAAAACUUAACAACAAACUAUACUGAUUCCAAUUGGAUGUUAUUAUUUCUUAAUGUUGAUACCAAUUAUACUACAGGUUGGCUUGGUUACGAUUUUGUUUUAAAUCGAGCUGUUCUAUCGUUUCAAGAAACAUCCCUUGAGCGUAAUAAUGUUAGCAACUCGUAUGUAUGGACAAAAGUGGCUAAUGUACUCUAUGCUAUGAAAGGUAGAGAACUUGAAUUAAUGGUGUCUCGACGAUUGUUAGGCAUUCAACCAUCAUCCGUUACUAUUGAUUUCAAAUGGGCAGACAAUAUUCAACAAGAUGGUACAUGGAGUGACUUUACACUAAAUGGUGAUGCUGCUCCACCGGAUCGAUUCAAUUUUCGUGCUCAGCUCAACUAA